GUCGCCUUUUGAACUUUUAUGAACUGACAGCGGAAAUAUACUUCGUGAAGGUUAUUUUCCAUCAGUAAAAAAAAAGCCAAGUAUUCUGAGAAGAAUACUUUAAGAAUGCUCUGAGCUUCAGGGACUCUUAUCAAGUUACUCACUAAGAAAUUCUGCGGCCAUGGUAUGAUUUGCAUAUCCAGUUAUAAAAAAUGGGCUAUUAUAUUUUCCCCUUGGUGUCGUCGGUCUUGUCAUUGAUCCUUUUGUUGGGUCAAUCAGUUUCAGGGAACGAUGACUCGAUGCGGAUCUGUUAUCGGGUGAAUGGUCAGCCUAUGACUUGUGCUGCCAACACCAUGUGCUUCACAGCCUACGAGGAUUUCCGCAGAGCUGGCAAUGUGGUGGCCAAGGGAUGUAUGACUUACUUGUCGCCCGGGUGCGUGAAUUGCCCACAGAGUCUCAUGAAGCACUUCCCCACUGGCAACAAUGGGCCCGAGAAGCUGCCCAAGCUCUGCUGUUAUUGCGACUUUGACGGCUGCAACGCCGAGGGCAUCAAGUUCAGCAGCUCAAUAGCUGCUGGAUUAUGGGCAUCAUCUCCCGUGGCUGGUUUAAUUAUCCCGCCAUUCCCUUUUAAUCCUUCCUCGUCCGCUUUCCGACUUUCUGCUGAGGAGAGGCAGGACAUAAAUAUGUUGUUUCCGCUCUAA
Molecule: messenger RNA, 680 nt
Organism: Notodromas monacha
Lineage: Eukaryota; Metazoa; Arthropoda; Ostracoda; Podocopida; Cyprididae
Source: the annotation of a GenBank genome assembly